Messenger RNA from Cydia amplana, 1305 nucleotides. RefSeq names its product lipoyl amidotransferase LIPT1, mitochondrial (gene Lipt1). Gene Ontology annotation, cellular component: cytoplasm; mitochondrion. Gene Ontology annotation, molecular function: lipoyltransferase activity. Gene Ontology annotation, biological process: protein lipoylation. The record is from RefSeq and is a predicted model, not a curated record. The transcript has 4 exons. Lineage: Eukaryota; Metazoa; Arthropoda; Insecta; Lepidoptera; Tortricidae. Bases 4 to 1254 code for a protein of 416 amino acids.
AAAAUGGCCCAAGCAAUGAUGAAAAAGAUGGCCGGCAGCGCCUGUGUGGUGAUCGGCAUCACCCGCAGGACUAGCUCCCGCAGCCUGGUGACUGCCAGCAAGACCCUGGCUGCUAAGAAGGAAAGGGAGCUUCCCGCUGAGAGGGAGGUCACAAAGUCUGUAUUCAUGUCUCAGUCCACUGACAUCUACACUAACCUGGCUUUAGAAGACUGGAUGUACCGUAACAUGGACUUCUCCAAGCACCACGUGAUGAUGGUAUGGAGGAAUGAGCCCUGCGUUGUGGUCGGAAGGCACCAGAAUCCUUGGCUGGAAGCUAAUGUGCCCCUGCUGGCUGACAAAGAGAUAGCCCUGGCUCGCCGCAACAGUGGUGGCGGUACUGUCUACCAUGACCGUGGCAACCUCAAUGUCACAUUCUUCACUCCCCGUGAGAGAUAUGACAGGAAGUACAACUUGGAGCUCAUCAAGAGAGCUCUCUACAGAGGCUUUGGAGUCAACUCCGUCAUCAACGAGCGCCAAGACAUCAUUGUCAGAGAUAAAUACAAAGUUUCUGGAACCGCUGCCAAGCUCGGCCGCCUCUCAGCGUACCACCACUGCACUCUCCUAGUUGACGCCAACAAGUCUGAUCUCAGCAAAGCCCUGGCCAAGCGGGAGCAUGGCAUACAGACGAACGCGACCGCUUCCGUUGCGUCGCCCGUGGCCAACCUGUCGGAGGUGAACAACCGGGUGACGGUGGACGCGCUGCAGACUGCGCUAGGCUACGAGUACAUGCGGACCCCGGCGCUGAGCCUCGGCGAUGGCGGGCAGAACCUGAUCUCGCAGCAGCGGGGCUUCCAGUUCGUCAAUCCUUCGGAAGACUGGUUUCCAGGUCUCUCGGAAAUCAGGAACGAGCUCCAAAGUUGGGACUGGUGCUUCGGACGCACUCCCGUGUUCACCGUGAGCCGCACCUUCCCAGUACCUGAAGAACUGCUAGCACCAUCCAAAGUAUACUCCGCGACGCAGGAGCUCUCCAUCAACAUGAAAGUUGAGAAAGGUCUCAUUAGUGACGUGACCUUAAACAUCGCGCCUGGCCUCAUAGAAUCCGGGUUCCACGGCGAAGCCUCUGUGAUCACUCAUCUCAUCGGGAAACGGUUCACGAGCGAAGCCCUAACGGCGCUCCAAGACGCGAUGCUCACUCGCAGGGAUUCGGGCGCCAAGCUUGACGACAGGGAACAGUUCGUGGCCAAGUGCUUUGAUCAGGUCGUCAAUACCGUAUAAUGUAUUAACGCGAUCGUACCGGUUUACUAGACAUUUUCACGAGGAAAAGUA